Messenger RNA from Meloidogyne enterolobii, 1440 nucleotides. The record is from the annotation of a GenBank genome assembly. Lineage: Eukaryota; Metazoa; Nematoda; Chromadorea; Rhabditida; Meloidogynidae.
AUGCUUCCUCAUGAAAUUCAACAAUUUAUGGGAAGUGGAGCAUUUGCUUCUUCAGACCCAUUAUUUCACAGCGACACUAUUCAUCAUGUCGAGUUUGAUUUUUAUGGAAAAAGAGUUGUGACAGUUUCGAGUGACAAAUUGGUAUGUAUUUGGGACAAGGAAGUACAUGGAAAUUGGAAAAGAAGUGCUUCCUGGAAGGGAAAUUGUUCCAACAAUGGAUCAAACAUCGAUCAUGAUCAAUAUGUCCAAUCAAAGAAGAGUGAUCGAUCUCCAAGUAGAAUCUUGUUCGGUCGCUAUGCUCAGUUCGAUCGAAAACACAAUUCCCCGAUGUUAGAACAUCAUGCCCGAUCAUUGGAAUACUUAAUUAUGAAAUUUAAAAAAUUCGAUACUUUGGGUCAUUCGAUACUUUGGGUGUCGAUACUUUGGGUCAUUCGAUACUUUGGGUGUCGAUACUUUGGGUCAUUCGAUACUUUGGGUGUCGAUACUCUGGGUAAGCACGGUGGUGCAGUUUGGAAAGCUCGUUUUGCUCAUCCAGAAUUUGGACAAGUGCUUGCAACAUGUUCAUUUGACAAUACUAUACAAAUAUUUGACAAGGAUGCCGUGGACGUAAUGGAUGCUCGCUCUUCAAUGAGUGCUUCUGACUUUAGUAAUGGAUGGGUGUGUCGGACUGUGCUUCGGCAAAGCACAUCCAGCAUUACCGACAUUCAAUUUGCCCCUCAUUAUUUAGGUCUUCAAUUAGCCGCUUGCACUUCCUCAGGGAGAUUAGUAAUAUAUGAAGCAGAGGAUAUAAUGGCUCUAGACAAUUGGAAUGUUCUCGUCGACAACGAAAUCUGUCAACAUCGACUUUGUUCUCUCUCAUGGAGUAGAAGUCGUUUUGAUCCUCCCUAUAUUGCUUUAGCUUCAGAUGAUGCCGACGCUCCCGCCGAAGAAAAAGUUUUUCUCUUUAGAGUUGUCAAUACCGGAAUUUUCCCUGCACGUGUAAUUUCUUCCACCCGUUCAACUCCUACUGAAAAACAACAACACCAAAAAUCCAAAGACUACAAAUUUUUAUUUGAAGAUCCAGUCAGUAUGCUUGCAUUUGGGCCUUCUUGCGGACUUGGAAUACACAAAUUAGCAAUUGCUGUUGGAACAAGAUUAUUAAUUUACCAAUUACAAUUAACAAUGACUGAAGACCACAAUCAGGAAGGAUCUACUGGAAGUGCUAGCGAAACAGCAGAAAAUCAAUUAGGAGAGAAUACAGCAGAACAAACAACAAUCCAACAACAUUUUGUAAUUAAAUCUUUGGAUGUUUUGGAAGAAGGAAAUUCUCAAUUAGUUCGAUUUGCUUGGAAUAUUCUUGGUGACAUUUUAAGUGCUGUUUAUGCUGAUGGACUUGUACGGAUUUGGAGAUGUAUUUUUACAUUUUAUUUAUAGCGCCCUUGUAAGAGCAUUUUUGAGUUU